AUGUACAUACUCAAAGAAGGAGUGGCAACCAGUUGCAUGGUAAUGGAUGGAGAUGUGGUACUGACAGACAAAUGGUACGCACUUCCUGGUGACUCUGUGCCACAUGUUACUCUCCUAGUAGGGUUUGGCUAUGAGGCAAGAUCAUUGGGACCAGCAGUAAAGAAGGCAAGCUGCCUGCAGUGGAGCAAGAGCGCCUGUUAUAAGAUACAAAGCUCAGUCAUGGAUGGAAAUCAGGUUUGGAGAAUCUUACUAAACGUGGAUGACAUUGGAAAACCUGAAGUGGUGAGAAGAUCUCGUUACCAUGGAAGAGAAAUGACUGACCAUCCAGACACGGUCAACAUCUUCAACCAGUUACCAGAACAACUGUGGACAUUAACUGCAGAGGAUGUGGGACUAGUUGAUGUAGAACCAGUGGUGGUUUCAGUUAGAAAAGACAGUGGCCUUACUAUUCCAGUUUGCAAGCGCCAAUACCCACUCAGUGAAGAAAAGACAAGGGGAAUUGAGCCUACAAUAUCAGGACUUCAAAAAGGGCAAGUAAUAUAUCCAACCUGCUCCAACUGGAACACUCUAAUUUUACCAGUAAAGAAAGGUGACACUGGAAAAUGGAGGAUGGUGCAGGACUUCAGACCAAUCAACGAAGUAACUGUACCGGACGUUAGACCUGUACCAGACCCAUAUCUGGCCCUGCAAAACAUCUCACCUACCCAAGACUGGUUUACAGUGGUGGACCUUGCUAAUGCAUUUUUCUGCAUUCCGUUACACCCGGAGUCUCAACCACUAUUUGCAUUCACCUACAGAGGACAGCAAUUCACCUAUUCUCGUCUUCCACAAGGAUAUCGUGAUUCCCCAGGAAUCUUCAACGCUAUCCUGAAAAGUCACUUGGAGGAGUUAACAUUACCAGAAGGGGUGACACUGCUUCAAUACGUUGAUGAUCUCCUGUUGGCAGCACCAACUGCUGAGUCUUGUUUGCAGGCCAGCAAGUCCCUUCUCCUCUUGGUAGCUAAGAAAGGGUACAAAGUGAAGAAAGAGAAAGUGCAGUGCUGUAGGAGAAGUGUACAGUUCCUGGGGAGAGUACUGUCAGGAAAGGGACAAGCUGUCUCUUCGGCCCAGAGGACAUCAAUCUUGGAACAUCCCAAACCCACUACUGUACAACACCUUUUGUCAUUUCUUGGCCUUACUGGAUACAGCAGAACGCACGUGCCAGAAUACUGUCUUAAGGUGGAACCACUGCGAGCAAUCUUGAGAGAAGCAGGAAACAGAAACCUCACAGCUGUCCUUAAGUGGACUCCAGAGGCAGAGGCAGCUUUUAUCCAACUCAAACAAACGCUAGCGCAGGCUGAAGCACUGUCUUUACCUGAUUACACCACGCCAUUCUGUUUGGAUGUUUCUGAAAGGGAUGGUUAUGUGCAUUCCAUCCUGUAUCAGAAACAAAAGGGGGAGAGAAGAAUCUUACACUACUACAGUGCAAAACUGGACAACAUUGAGACAGGACAAACUGACUGUGCCAGACACAUGGCUGCCAUUGCUAAAGCUGUAGGCAAAACAGCUCACAUUGUAAUGAGACAUCCACUUGAAAUCAACACAGACCAUGGAGUGACAGCUUUUAUUGGCUCUAAACUUUUCACGUUGUCCAGCAAAAGAAAAUCCAACAUAACAAAGGCCAUCACUGCAAAACACAUUACCUAUGUGACGACCACAACCAACAUGACUGAUGGCAUGGGUCAGGGAGAACCACAUGUAUGUGAAGACAGAGCAGCCAAACAAAUCAAGGUUCGAAUGGACCUACAGAACUCACCUCUGGACGGCAACAAGACCACCCUGUUCACAGAUGGAUGCUGCUAUAGGUCAAAAGACCCAAAGGAAGGGAAUGUUGCUGCCUAUGCUGUGGUAAAGCAAGACAAGGAAGGAGAACACGAAGUUGUUGAAGCAAAAAGACUGAAUCCCAAUGAAAGUUCAGCACAACUAGCUGAACUUAGGGCAUUGAGGAGAGCUCUACAACUAAGUGAAGGAAAGAAUGUGGACAUCUACACAGACUCUGCCUAUGCACAUGGGAUUGCACACAUUGAUGGACCACAGUGGAUGAGGAGAGGAUUUGUGACCAGCUCAAAUGAGCCCAUCAAACACAAGGUUGAAGUACAGAAGUUAAUUGAUGCAAUCCAGCUUCCCAAACGAGUGGCAAUAAUGAAGUGCAAAGGUCAUAGCAGAGAAAGCACCAGAGUGCGUGAAGGAAAUGAUCGGGCUGAUCAAGCAGCAAAGGAUGCAGGAGGAUACACUGCCCAGCAGAUGGUGCAACGAGCCACUCAAGGACAGGAGGAGUUGACGACAGACACAGUAAGACAGUUGCAAGAAGCAGCAGGCGCCUACGAACAGAACGUAUGGAGCAGACAGGGAGCAAGACAAGACCAUCAUGGGAUUUGGAGAUCUCACACAGGAAAAACAGUGGGACCUGCAAAACUCCUCAGAUCAAUCUUAAGGGAAGAGCAUGAGAAGGCUCAUGGAGGAUGGAAAAGUGUCGCAAAAUCAGUUGAGAAAGCAUGGUGGAAUCCACACAUGUUGGACAUGGCAAGAGAGACAUCAGAGAGCUGUGAAGUGUGCAAACAAUACAACAACAAAGUGUCACUUGGAGCAGUGAUUGGCAGCUUCCCAAUACCUGACGCGCCAUUUCAAGACAUUUGCAUAGAUUUCACGGACAGGACAACAGAGUGGAAGGAAAAAGAUACCUGUUGGUAAUGGUUGACAGAUUCACCAGAUGGGUGGAAGCCAUCCCCACAGCAAGAGAAGAUGCAAAGGCUGUGAUUAAAUGGCUGAGGAGGGACCUCAUUCCAAGGUUCGGGGUCCCGCGAAUGGUCCGUUCCGACAACGGUACACAUUUCAAGAACAAACACCUGAGGGAGGUAGAGCAGGCCCUAGGAAUCACCCACAAGUUCGGGUCAGUAUACCACCCCCAAUCGCAGGGACUCGUAGAGAGAGCUAACCAAUCGCUGAAACGAAAAAUGGCCAAAAUCAUGGCCGGAACUAAACUGAAGUGGGUAGAUGCGCUGCCCCUAGCUCUAAUGUCAAUGAGAAAACUCACCUGGGUCUGACACCCAUUUAACGCCCCAUGAGCUUAUGACAGGACGCAGAAUGCCAGGGCCACCAGCAGACAAUCUUAGUAUGCCUAGGCUAGAUAUUGCAAAAAUCAGAUACACAGACUACAUGCAAGCGCUAAUUUCUCUUGUUGAAAGAUUGUCUAAACAGGUGGUGGAAGUGCGCACUCCUGCUGUUGAAACCACGGACGAGAACAGAGACAUCCUGGUGGGGGAUUGGGUGAGAGUGAAGGUGCAUUCCAGAAAGUGGACGGAGCCAAGGUGGGAAGGGCCCUUCCGGGUAAAAGAGGUAUCAAGCCACUCGUUGCGGGUGAACACGAGCAAGAAAGACGUGUGGUACCACAGGACACACUGUGCCAAGGACAUAGUUCCAGGAAGGACUCUAGAUCAGGUACAACAGGACUUGGCAACAGAAGGGGAGUGA
Molecule: messenger RNA, 3510 nt
Organism: Coregonus sp. 'balchen'
Lineage: Eukaryota; Metazoa; Chordata; Actinopteri; Salmoniformes; Salmonidae
Source: the annotation of a GenBank genome assembly